Molecule: messenger RNA, 1764 nt
Organism: Tetrahymena thermophila SB210
Lineage: Eukaryota; Ciliophora; Oligohymenophorea; Hymenostomatida; Tetrahymenidae
Product: transmembrane protein, putative
Exons: 2
Source: RefSeq, a predicted model, not a curated record
AUGACUUCAUAAAUUUUAAUUAUAAUAAGCAUAAUAACAAUUUAAUAAAAGCUCUUCUUAAAAUAUCAAAAAAACUCUCUGAAAUUUAUAAUUAAUUAAAAAUAAAAAAUAAUAAUUAAAAACAAAUAUCUUAAAAAACAAAAAAUAAGACUAAUUAAUUAGCAAACAAUAAACUAAAGUGGAACUUCUUUUAAUUUGUAAAUUGAUAGAGAGUCGAAAAUGUCAGGACUUCCUAAACAAAUAAAAAUCGCAUAUUUUUUAUUUGUGAAACUAAACCAAGCUAAUUGGCUUCUAUGGUUUCUUAAUAACUAAAUUUACAAGGAAACUGGGAUGUUUGCUCUAAUAAUAAAUCUGAUAUUUUUAAUUUCACACUUGAUAAUAAUUUAUAUAUUGUUUAGAAAAAAUAACAAGUUAGAAAUUUUAUUUAUAUUUGCUCUCUCUUUAAUUUAAUUGGAAGACUUAUACUUUUUAUUAAGAUUUGAGAAGUUUAAAAGCUAUUAUGCUUAAGAUGUCAACAAUGGAUGGAUUAUGAGAUAAACUUUUGCUCUUUUAAUUACUGUGUUUUAGAUUCUAGUGUUUCAAAAUAUUGUAUAAAUAAAUCAGUUGCAUUUAGUUUUACCUUGGAUUACUUUAAUUUAUCUUUGUAAUAUUACUUAACAUUUUAUAAUUGGCGAAUCUUAACUUUUCAUAAUAAUCUAAAAGAUUUCAAUAAAAAAUGUAAUAAUUUCUUCUUUUUAGCUGCUUAUCUUUUUAAAUAUAAGUUUACCAUCUUUUAUUAAUUCUUUCUUAAAACUCUAUUUUGAAAAGCUAAGAAUUAUAAUAUUUUUUCCAGGUUUUUUAAUUGGCUAUAAGUUUUAAAGGUUUUUUUCUCAUUUUUCAGGUAGCUUAAAAAUGAAUUUGUUGAUUUACUUAAGUUUUUUCAAGUAUGGACUUGGGAUAAAUAUAUUAUCAGAUAAGGAUUACAAAAAAUAUAAGGAAGUAAAUAUGGUUUCAGCUAUUUUAAUUAUGCUAGAUAGAAUUUUUAUUUACUAUUAGAUUCUUAUUCAAACUUUUUCUUUGUUAUCCUAAUUAAUGUAUGUACAUUACUAUUCUAAUGAUUAAAUUGAAAAACAUGAUAUUAUUAGCAUAACCUUAAAAAUAAUAUUGAUUUCUUCAUACAUCUUAUAAAUUAGGAAAAAUAAUUAUUUAAGAGAAAAAAAAGUGAUUAUUAUUAAUAAUAUUUAAAAGCUUCAAAAAAUGAUAAUUGAAUUUAAUGAUAAUAAUAACUGUAAUCAUAAGGGAAUCUCAGUUAUUUUGAUAAAAAUCGAAUUAGACUAGAAUUCAACAAAUAUAAUUACAAAAUGCCUUUUAACUGAAUUCGAUGGUUGUUAAAUUAUUGACCUAUACAAUUAGUACAAAAGAAUAAAUUUAAAAAAUUCUAAUUUUUAAAAAGUUAAAAUAAGGAAUUUAAAUAAAUCAUAAUUGGAAACCUUAGAUUUAAAAAUAAUAAAAUCAAUAUGUCAAAUAAAAACAUAUUUUACAGGUGUUAAAAAUUAUUUAAAUCUCAUAAACUUAAUAAAUUAAUAAGAUUUAGUGAUUUGGAUAAAUUAGAAAUUUCAAUUUGAUAAUUUUUUUGAAGAAUAAUUAGCUAAAAUGUAAUAAGUAAAUCAAGAAUAUUACUAAACAUACUUCAGUAUAUUUUAAUAUUAUAAUGCUUUUCAUAAAAACAUUGCUAUUUAUUUAAACAUAAAUUAUAAUUAGGUAUUUUAUGAUUUGUUUGAUUGA